This is a messenger RNA of Fukomys damarensis (Damara mole-rat), 3232 nucleotides long. It is a transcript of the gene Atosb, whose product is annotated as family with sequence similarity 214 member B. NCBI's taxonomy places the organism in Eukaryota, Metazoa, Chordata, Mammalia, Rodentia, Bathyergidae. Bases 606 to 2222 code for a protein of 538 amino acids. The transcript is spliced from 9 exons. The record is from RefSeq and is a predicted model, not a curated record.
GACUUCGCGGGGAGGGGCGCAGCAGCGACUGGGGGGCUGCGGGCGCCAGGGCUCGCUAGUAUUGCACACGAAGCUAAUCAGAGAAGAGCCUAGCAGAGCAGGGCUCAGCCCGAGCCACCCUUUGUCUGGGUUGGGGGCCCGUGGCAGGGAGGAUCAGGGAUCUGAGGGGAGGGACUGGGACAGGACGGAAGGGUCCGGAGCUGCGGCCACCACAGCGGAGCCAAUUUGGUAGUGGGGUGAGUGUGUUAGGGGGGAAAAGCAAAUCUACGAAGCCACUGUAGGGCAUGGGGCCUGUCCCAGGCUGUGGGGAGGAAAGGAGCGAGAAAGAACCUGGGAGGCUUAGCAGGGGUUGGGGGAUCGUCCAGACAAGGAGUCCAGGAGCUAAGGGUCCAGCUGAGCCCAAGAGCUGCACGGAAUGGUGGCAGUCACCUUGCCAGUGCAGCGGGCAUGGACCAGACAGCAAGCUAAGGGAGCAAGACAUCAGUCAGGAAGAGGGGACAUACAACUAGACUUGAGGCCUCUUGAUCGUGAUGUCACCAGGCCCCCCAGCCCAGGCCCAGCAUAAAGGCCGUGUUGGGGGGCCCCCCUGACCCAAGGUGGGCUUCAUGCGCCACGUGCAGGCGGAGCCGUCUCCAUCCUCAGAGCCAGAGGCUGGCCCUUCACAGCCUCCAGUCACACAGGGGGCCCUCCAGGGUGGCCUGCUCAUGGGCUACAGCCCAGCAGGGGGGGCAGCAUCCCCCAGGGUCUACCAGGUAUCCAUCUUUUCUCCUCCAGCUGGUACCUCUGAGUCUCAUAGGGCUCUGAAGCGGCCAGCCCCGCCCACUGAGGGUUCCCGGGAGACCAAGAGAGGCCCUGGUCUCGGGACGAGAGAGGGACUGCACCCUGAAGAACCAUCUGCUGUGGGGCUGUUGGGCCCAGAGGGACUGGGGCUGGGACUAGGUGUGGCCAGCCAGCAUUUCUCCCACCAUGGCCUCUGUGUUGUGGAACAGGGAGGUAGUGCCAUCUCACCUUGGACUUCAGGGCCCCGAAGUCCCUCCUGUCCCCCAUCAAAUGCUUCCUGCAAUACUUUGCACACCAGAGACUGGGCUUCCCCAGAUCCAGGGGGACAGGGGUCCCUGGGGGAGUCUCCAGGGUCAGCCCCUUCAGGCCAGCUGCACACACUUGACACUGAUUUGCACAGUCUUGCACAAAUAGGGGGUAAGAGCCCAGUGGCUAGGGUGGGCAAUGGGGGCAGUCCCUGGCCUAGGGAGUCCCCUGGCACUGCCAAUGGGCACAGUCCCGAGCACACACCCCCUGGCCCCGGACCUCCAGGCCCCUGCCCCACCAAGCGAAGGCUGCUUCCUGCUGGAGAAGCCCUAGAUGUCAGCUCUGAGGAUGAGGGGCCAGCCCCUCGGAGGCGCCGGGGAACCCUGGGCCACCCUUCUGCUGCCAACAGUUCUGAUGCCAAAGCCACACCCUUCUGGAACCACCUGCUGCCUGGGCCCAAGGAGCCUGUUUUGGACCCGAAAGAUUGUGGUCCCAUGGCACGGAGGCUGAAAGGUGCCCGCCGUCUGAAGCCGAGCUCCCUUCGAAGCCUCCGAAAGGGCCCAGGCCUGCUGAGCGCCCCCAGUGCCUCCCCCGUUCCUACCCCUGCCAUCAGCCGUACCCUGCUGGGCAACUUUGAGGAAUCAUUGCUUCGAGGACGCUUUGCACCAUCUGGCCACAUUGAGGGCUUCACAGCAGAGAUUGGAGCUAGUGGGUCCUACUGCCCCCAGCAUGUCACGUUGCCUGUCACUGUCACCUUCUUUGAUGUUUCUGAGCAAAAUGCCCCGGCCCCCUUCCUGGGUGUCGUGGACCUGAACUCCCUGGGGAGGAAGGGUUACAGUGUGCCCAAGGUGGGCACCAUCCAAGUGACCUUAUUUAACCCCAACCAGACUGUCGUGAAGAUGUUCCUCGUGACCUUUGACUUCUCGGACAUGCCUGCUGCCCACAUGACCUUCUUGCGCCAUCGCCUCUUUUUGGUGCCUGUGGGUGAGGAGGGAAAUGCUAGUUCCACCCACCGCCUCCUCUGCUACUUGCUACACCUCAGGUUCCAGAGCUCCCGCUCAGGCCGCUUAAGCCUGCAUGGAGAUAUCCGCCUGCUUUUUUCCCGCCGGAGCCUGGAACUGGACACAGGUCUCCCCUAUGAACUGCAGGCUGUGACUGAGGCCCCUCACAAUCCACGUUACUCACCUUUGCCCUGAUUGCCAGUGCUCUGAACCUAGGUGGGCCAACAGCUUGCCCAUCCUGGACAGAGUAAACAUGCGGAGAGAUGGCAAGAUCCCCUUAAGGCUUGUUGAAAUCCUUGCCACACUCAUGCCCAAACUGAUGAUUUGGGUGUGUGAAGCUUCUGAUCCUUUCACACCCUGCCCUACUCCGGGUACUCCAUGUGCCUGUCCCCUUCCUUGGGUUUUCCAGGCCAGCUUACGUAGUAGGGAAAAACCAGAGCUACCCUGAGAUUGUCCCAAGUUCCCAGGCAAGUCAUGCCAGCGCUGCCUCCCUGUCCUGGGCCAGGGACCACUUAUUAUUUUAUUUAUUUUUUAAUUUAUAAUUUAUUCAAAUUGGAUUGCCUUGGUAACCUCCCAAACCUGAUAAUUGGCAUCGCCCCUCCUUUCCCACUCUCAGAUAUUGCUCCAACCUCAGGAGUUGAAGAGGCUGACGUGGGGGCAGGGAGAGAACUGCUGUCACUCAGCUGGGGGCAGAGGGGUUACUCUGGAGGGACUGAGUCACUAGCCAAAGACUCAGCUUCCCCUGUCCUUCCCUAUUCCCUCCAUUCUCCCUACCUUCUAACCCAUCUUUGAAAGCCAACUUUGUGUGUGUGUGUGUGCACGUGUAUGUGUGUGCAUGAGCACAAGCUCAUGUUUGUGUGAUAUGUGUGAGAGAAAGCGUGCAUGUGUGCACACACACAGGGGUUAACCACCCUUUACCUAGGGCUCCAGACUCAGUUAUCCCCCUUCUCCUGCCUGUGUUUCUUUGCUUUGGGGUCCUGACGAGGAAGGUGACCAGAGGCAGAGUCAGGGCCAAGGACUGGGGUGCCUCCUUUCACCUGGCCAGACUCUGACCCACCUACCUCAGCUGGGGUGAGGGGCACCCCUCAAACUCAGUUAUGUGGUUCCCAACUACCCCAUUCCCCUCUUCAGACUCUACCAAGCCUUAGCCCUGGACUCCUGGGGCUAAGCUGAGGGGAACAAACACUUUCUGAAACUUGAAGAAA